AUGGGUAAAAUGGAGUGGAAUAAGGCUACCAUGCUAAGGCAUUUGUGGGCUCUAUGCAAAAAAGCUGAUCUUCUUUGGGUAAAAUGGGUCCACACCUAUAUCAUAAAAGGUCAAUGUUUAUGGUCUAUGGAUAUCCCUAUUGAUGCUUCUUGGACUAUUAGGAAAGUGCUUGGCCUUAGAAGCGUUGGACAGCCUUUAAUUCAAUAUAAGGUUGGCAAUGGUCAAGGUACCUUCUUGUGGCUUGACAAUUGGCACCCUCUUGGCCCUUUAUUCAACAGAUUUGGAGAGAGUGUUGUCUUUAACCUUGGCAGAUCAUUACAUUCAAAGGUGUCUUCUAUUGUUCAUAAUGGGGUCUGGAAAUGGCCACGGCAGAGGAAUAGGGUCACUCAAACUAUCAUGUCUCAGACUCCUAAUUUCAAGCCAAUUUGUGGAGAGGAGGAUUCGGUUGUUUGGCUCCCUCACCCAACUGGGUAUUCUGUCAACUCGGCUUGGGAAGCUAUUCGGACUAAACUUCCUAAACAACAGUGGACUAAGAUUGUUUGGUUUAGCAGGAACGUUCCUCGUUGGGCUUUUAUUUUAUGGUUAGCAAUCCAGCAUAAAUUGAGUACAAAAGAUAGACUGUUUAGUUGGGGCAUGAAUGUGGCUGUGGGCUGUGUUUUCUGUGCUACUGGAUUGGAAUCUCAUCACCAUCUUUUUUUCCAAUGCCCUGUGUCUUGUUCUGUGUGGCAUAGUAUUUGGUGUAAGUCUUCUAAUAGUCAAGUGCCCCGUUUGUUAGCUGAUGUGAUUGCUUGGUAUAUUCAGAAUGUUCACAGUAAUAGCUUCCGAAGUGUGAUUUUGAAGACUUCUUUGGCUGCUACAGUAUACAGUUUGUGGUUGGAACGGAAUAAAAGAGUUUUUCAACACCAAGCCCUCCCUCAAGACCGGUUGCUUCUCCACAUUAUCAAUUCUAUAAGGAAUUCUCUUAGCUCUAAGAGGGGUGUGAAGCCUACUCAGGAAAACAAGGUUUUAUGUGAUAGUUGGCAGCUUUCCGGAAAUUUUUUUGAUCUAGUUAGAUGA
Messenger RNA from Rhododendron vialii, 1056 nucleotides. RefSeq lists its product as uncharacterized. Lineage: Eukaryota; Viridiplantae; Streptophyta; Magnoliopsida; Ericales; Ericaceae. The transcript has a single exon. Bases 1 to 1056 code for a protein of 351 amino acids. The record is from RefSeq and is a predicted model, not a curated record.